Molecule: messenger RNA, 1701 nt
Organism: Pleurotus ostreatus (oyster mushroom)
Lineage: Eukaryota; Fungi; Basidiomycota; Agaricomycetes; Agaricales; Pleurotaceae
Exons: 10
Coding region: 1-1701 (566 amino acids)
Source: RefSeq, a predicted model, not a curated record
AUGAUUCCUGCUGCUUCCCCCCAGAUGCAGUCCGGAACAUCUGCAUUCUCGGCGCAAUCCUCGUCGUUCGAUGGCAAGAGACCUGGUACAGCGCGGAGAGAGGAGCCGCGGGUGCUCGACGGCCGGCUGUACCAUCGGUAUGAUCCCGAAAAAGCACCAUACCCUCUAUCCUAUGAUAGGCAGGUCCUAGAGCUGGAGGCCCUGGACAAUAGGUUAAUGAAACAUCUCAAGGGCUCCACUUCCUUCAUCAACUUCAGUGAAGGCCCACCGCAACAGUCGCUCGAUUUAGGUUGCGGGACGGGGACGUGGGUGAUCGACGCGGCGAAAGAAUGGCCUGACUGUUCAUUCGUGGGCUUUGAUUUAGUGAACGUUCAGAUUUCUCUGAGGGGGCUGGACCCAAGUAUAUCGCGGCGUAUUCGUUGGGUCCACGGCAACUUCCUGACGACUAAACUGCCUUUUAAAGACGACGAAUUUGACCAUGUUCACAUCCAGUCAAUAGCAAGAGGAGUUCCUGAAAGCAAGUGGGGGGUUCUGUUCGAAGAAGUCAACCGGGUCUUACGGCCUGGAGGAGCAGUGGAGAUUAUAGAAGAUGAUAUCAUAUUCCCCGUACUCCCGAGAUGGUUUACGGCGCCGUUGCGAGCGCGACCGAGGAGAGCAUCGUCGGUACAUUUCCCAGGCGGCCCGCCACGCGACCUCUCCCCGCCGCCCAGCCUAUCGAAAGAUAUGCAUGACCACUCGUUGUUGGAGUCGCUGUUCACGUCUGUAUUCGAGUCACGGUUCAUUAACCUCAAGCCGACAGCUGUGCUCCCCAGCUAUUUCACUACCUACUUCAGGCACGUCGUAUUAGGCCCCGUAUUACACUUUCCAAUGCCUCCGCUUCCCCCGCUACAACCUCUACCACAACAGCUACCGCCUUCAUCUGCAUUCGAUACCCUUUCCACGGAUAGCGCAGACUCUAAGUCGCCUACCUUCCACCCCGUGCCCAUGAAUCGACCAACUUCCCUGUCAUUAUCUUCGACGCUGUCGGCGUCCACAAACGCCACCAAGAAUUCAUCAUUAUUUAGUCGCGCUGGGCGAGGGAAAUCAUCCUCCAUUUCUUCAAACGGAGAUACUUCGUCACUUUCCAGUGAUGCCAUUGAUGAGGAUAGCGAAACUCCAGUCAGGGAUACGACUCCAGUUCCAUUCCAACGAUAUUACAUCGACCGAUCGCUGACGAAAGACUCGACCAGUGUUUCGUCUCAACCACAAGCGCUCUUCCGCUCCGAGAAUCUGGCUGCGCUGAACGAGCGCUCUCUGGCCAUGCAUCUUUAUCGCGGUUACCAAACUGUCCUGGCCUGUGAAGGAGCCAUGUGGGAGGAGCUCAUCGAUCGAUUAAGGAACAGAAAAGAGGAGCUGAAGCCGUAUGGCUGGGAGGAUGACGAAGAGCUUGAAGCUUUACAACAUCGCAUGCGUUUCGAACGGCUUAUCGAGCGAUACCGGAGUGACAUGCAGGCAAGAAUCGCUCUUUGGUGUUCCCUCUGCGGAAUUGGUUGGCCAUUUCCUCCUAGAGAACCGCUCACGAAGGCCGAAUUGAUUGAAGAAGAACGCAUUCGGGAAGGAAUGCUGGAGGCCCGGAACUACGCAACACCGGAAGAUUUGCAGGCACCUUGUCGUGCUGUUCGUGCAUUGGUCGGCUACAAGAGUCUGCUUGAAGAACGUUAG